AUGGCGGAUGCGCUUUGCGGCCCCUCAAAUGCUCUCCAGAACUUUCAGAAACAUUCCUCCGUUGAUAGGACUCUUCAACAAGACCGCAUACUUUCCCGCCAGUCGCCCGCUCAGGGGUUCCGAUCACAAAACCAUAAUGAUGGCGCCCUAGAUCCAGAAUUCAACGCAUUCGAAGCAGGUCUUCCCGGGCCUCCUCUUUCUGAUAUCCAACACCCUGCGUCGUUUUUGCCUCCAGCAGCCCAUGGACCGGCACUUAAUCAUAUUCAAAAUCCGGGGUGGGCGUCGGAUUUCCAAAACCUACAAAUUUCCAGUCCUUCCCAACAUGUAUCCCAACAACAAUUCCGGCCAGAGUCAUCUGCUAGCAGCUGGCAGAAUGACUUCAUGCGAGAAGUCCAUCAAAAACCCCAGUCUGAACCACCUGCAACACACACACCUCAAACGCCCUUUAGAUACGGCCCUGUUAUGGGUGUGAUGGGAUUUGGUGGGAUGAGCAGCCACCACCCAGUGUAUCAGGAUCCAUACCAGUCCCACGUGCAAGAACAUAAGGAACAAUUUGUCUUUGAUGAAUCCGCUUUCGAGGCAGCUUUUGCUGAAGCCCGAGCGGAGGUUGAACUUCAAGAGCAGAAAUCGCAAGAAGAGGGGACUACAGAGCCACUUGAGGUUCAGCAAACCAUUAGAAUAGGCUCAGACACCAUACGACCCCCGGAUGAGGGGACGAACGAAUCCGAUGAACUCGCCAAAACGGCCGGACAAUUACUCGACAGCGUCAGCCAUGACCAAAGCCAGAAAUUCAAAGAAAGCAACUUCCUUGCACUAAUGCGACAACUCCGCGAUCGCGAGGUCGUCAUCGACGGCGAUGAAUUCCUCCCAACGGCACAGCCACUCCAUCCUGGUGGUCAGUAUUAUCCCGAACAGAAAAGAGCCCAAGAAACCGAUACCGGAGCUGCUCCUAUUUUAAAGACCAUCGACAGUGGAACCAGCAAGUUGAGCGAUCUUGAACAAGCCACCACACCCUAUCCGAAAUCAAGGGUUCCUUACGAGAUGCCUGAUUCACAUCAACCAGUAUAG
This is a messenger RNA of Paracoccidioides brasiliensis Pb18, 1068 nucleotides long. RefSeq lists its product as uncharacterized. The record is from RefSeq and is a predicted model, not a curated record. The coding region runs from base 1 to 1068 and encodes 355 amino acids. The transcript is spliced from 3 exons. Gene Ontology annotation, cellular component: peroxisomal membrane; cytosol. Gene Ontology annotation, biological process: protein import into peroxisome matrix, docking.